AUGAGUGUUGCCUGGAGAGGAGAGAAGCGAGGAGGACCGAGAGCGGAGAGCAAAGCGAAAACCCCCGGAACCCCCGCGGAGCGUCUCCUGUCGUCCUGCCGCGACAGACAUCGUUCCCGCAACCCUCCCCGAACUCCGCCGGUCUAGCGGGCAGAAGUGGCGCAGUCGCCUGUACAGCUGGAGCGACUAAGAAGCUCCAACGGGAGGGAACGACGUCCCGAAGUUUACGCACGGAGGUUAUAGCAGAGCGCAGUCGCUAGAUGACGAACUUUGGACUCUCUCCAAGUCAGUUUCGGUUGACAUGUCUAUCGGCGCCCUGAAAAACUAAGAGGCGCCACAGGCCGGCGCGACGGCUGCUGGGCAGGGGGACGAAAGGAGCUCCGCGGCUUUAUAUUGCUGAUAUUUACUGUAAUAAAGCUGCUGCGCUGGGAGGGAACAGGAUAUCAAAAUGUCGGCCAAAGCUGCUUCAAAUAAGAGUGCAGUGAUGGAGGAGACAGUCAUAUGGGAGCAGCACACAGUGACUCUUCAUAGGGCACCAGGCUUUGGGUUCGGCAUCGCCAUCUCAGGAGGACGAGACAACCCCCACUUCCAGAGCGGAGAGACCUCCAUCGUGAUCUCGGACGUGCUGAAAGGAGGACCAGCAGAAGGGCUUCUACAGGAGAAUGACCGGGUGGUGAUGGUCAAUGCCGUCUCCAUGGACAACGUGGAGCACGCCUACGCUGUCCAGCAGCUCCGGAAGAGCGGCAAGAACGCCAAAAUUACGAUCCGGCGGAAACGGAAGGUCCAGAUCCCUGUGGCUCGGCCCGGUGAGCGGGAAACGAUGUCGGAGCGCGAAGAGGACAGCGAGGAAGAGGAGUACGAAGGUCCGGGAGCAGGGGCUGGCGGCGCCAGCGGAGGCUCGAACCGACGGAACGAGCGGAGUGGCAGUGCCGGCCGGCGCGACCACAGCAGCGCCUCCCGAGAGAGGAGCGCCUCGCCGCGCUCUGACAGGCGCUCCGUCACCUCCGCGUCCCAGCGCCCUGCCAAAGUCACGCUUGUCAAGUCUCGCAAAAGCGAAGAGUACGGCCUGCGAUUGGCCAGCCACAUCUUUGUGAAGGACAUCUCCCCGGCAAGCCUGGCAGCUCGUGAUGGAAACAUCCAGGAGGGUGACGUGGUGUUAAAGAUCAAUGGUACAGUGACGGAGAACCUGUCUCUGACGGAUGCUAAAAAAUUGAUCGAGCGCUCGAAAGGCAAGCUGAAAAUGGUGGUUCAGAGAGACGAGCGAGCAACCCUGCUCAAUGUUCCCGAUGUAGAUGACAGCAUUCCCUCCGCCAACUCCGACAGAGAUGACAUUUCAGAAAUUCAUUCGCUGAUAUCAGACCAUUCCCACGAGCGCACACGCGGCAGUCGCUCUCGCUCCCCGGACAAGCGCUCUGAGCCCUCGGAUAUCUCUGGCCAGUCACCUCAACUGAUCAGCAAUGGAAGUCACAGGAGUCAUGAUGAGGAGCGUGUCUCCAAGCCUCCGGCCAUGUCCACUCCUGUUAAGAUGGUGGAAGACGCCAUUCUAGUGCCCACAAACGAUCAGACUGCAGACAAACAGCUCCCCCCACUGCCUGAACCCAAGCCUGUGUAUGCCCAGCCUGGUCAGCCAGAUGUUGAUCUGCCAGUCAGUCCGUCUGAUGCCCCUGUGCCCAGUCCUCCCCACGAUGACAGCAUCCUGCGUCCCAGCAUGAAGCUGGUGAAGUUCCAGAAGAGCGAGAGCGUAGGACUGCGUCUGGCCGGAGGCAACGACGUGGGCAUCUUUGUAGCAGGAGUUCUGGAGGACAGUCCUGCAGCUAAGGAGGGUCUGGAGGAAGGAGAUCAGAUCCUCAGGGUAAACAACGUCGACUUUGCUAACAUCAUCCGGGAGGAGGCGGUCCUGUUCCUGCUCGACCUGCCCAGAGGGGAGGAGGUUACCAUCCUGGCGCAGCAAAAGAAGGAUGUGUAUCGGCGGAUCGUGGAGUCAGACGUGGGCGACUCCUUCUACAUCCGGACCCACUUUGAGUACGAGAAGGAGUCCCCGUAUGGUCUGAGCUUCAACAAGGGCGAGGUGUUCCGUGUGGUGGACACGCUCUACAACGGCAAGCUGGGCUCCUGGCUGGCCAUCCGCAUCGGCAAGAACCACCAGGAGGUGGAGAGGGGCAUCAUCCCCAACAAGAACAGGGCGGAGCAACUCUCCAGCGUGCAGUACACCCUUCCCAAGACCCCUGGCGGCGACCGUGCCGACUUCUGGCGCUUCCGCGGCCUGCGCAGCUCCAAGCGGAACCUGAGGAAGAGUCGUGAGGACCUGUCCGCCCAGCCCGUGCAGACCAAGUUCCCCGCUUACGAGAGGGUCGUGCUCAGGGAGGCUGGUUUCCUGAGGCCAGUGGUGAUCUUCGGGCCGAUUGCUGACAUCGCACGAGACAAACUGGCAAGAGAGGUGCCCGAUCUCUUCGAGCUGGCAAAAACACAGCGUCCUGGAGAAGGGGAAAAGAGCGAGCCCAGAGACGCAGGGACGGACCAGCGCAGUUCUGGUAUCAUACGCCUUCACACCAUCAAGCAGAUCAUUGAUAAGGACAAGCAUGCGGUACUGGACAUCACCCCCAACGCAGUGGACAGACUGAACUACGCGCAGUGGUACCCCAUCGUAGUGUUCCUCAGCUCGGACAGCAAACACAGCGUGAAGACCAUGCGGACACGCCUCUGUCCUGAGUCCAGGAAAAGCGCUCGCAAACUGUACGAGCGUUCCCUCAAGCUGAGAAAGAACAACCACCACCUCUUUACUGCCGUCAUUAACAUGAACAGUAUGAAUGAAGGUUGGUACGGCGCGGUGAAGGACACCAUCCAGCAGCAGCAGAACCAGCUGGUGUGGGUGUCAGAGGGCAAGGCGGAUGGCGCUCCCGAGGACGACCUGGACCUGCAUGACGACCGGCUGUCCUACCUGUCCGCGCCGGGCAGCGAGUACAGCAUGUACAGCACCGAUAGCCGGCACACGUCCGACUACGAGGACACAGACACAGAGGGCGGCACCUACACCGACCAGGAGCUGGACGAGACCCUCAACGACGACGUGGGCAUCCCGAGUGAGCCGGCUCUCACCCGCUCCUCGGAGCCCGUGCGGGACGACACGCCUAUCGUCCACCAGCCGCCCGGGUACCCGGGCUACCCGAUGCCAGCGCCAAGGCCAGAAGCUGUUGCCCGGAUCCACCCAGCCGGGUUCAAGGCGCCCGCAUCCCAGCAGAAAGUGGAGGCUGCUCCUCCUGCACAGCCCGAGCCGCCGAGUGAGACAGCGCCCCCUGCUGCCCACCUUAAUGUAGCACACCUGAGCAGCCCGGAGGGGCCGGCUGCCUCGCCUCAGGGCGUCGUCGGACCGGGGGCCGGCUCGUCCCGCCGGUCCACGCCCGAGCUAGCUCAGCCUCCAGCACCUGAGCCCAUCCGAACCGCAGCUCCCGGGUCAGAACCCAAGAUGUACCAGAAAGAGAUCUACAACAUGAACGAGCCAGUCCGCAUGAGUCCCGUGCUAAAGCCGCCUGCCUGCAACUCCCAGCAGCCCGUCUUUCAGGAAGAACAACCGUACAGAGAUUAUGAGCGCCAGCCCUACCGCUACGACAGCGCCCACACGGAACCAAAGACACGUAACUUUGACUCCCAGCUGCAGUAUGACGGCCGUGUGCCUCCCUAUGAAGAGCAGUGGCCCGUAUACGACCACCAGGUGGCACCUCAGCACCCUACAGCGUACGAGUCCCGCCCGACCUACCAGGACGGGCAGGACCGCGACUACAGCCCCCCACGGUCCCGCUACGACACGGGUUACGACACGGGUCGACCUCGAUACGGCAAGCCCAGUCCCGGACCGGUCCGUUACGACGAGCCCCCUCCCCCGGCCUCUGGUGGCUACGACGGACACUCGCGAUACAGCCAGGACACACAGCCUCCCUGCCCAGCUCCCACCCCCUCCCCUGAACCUCCUAAGCAGCAGUAUUACGAGGCUCCGUCCCGAAGGCCCGCCCAUGGCCAGCCCCCACAGAGGGGCUACGUGAACUCGGACACCCCCCCUCCUCCCCCUCCCCCUCCCAAAUCCGAGGCCGCCCCGUCGCCAGCAGAGACGGCCCUCGCAGUCACGUCCAAGCCCCUCCCGCCUCCUCCCCCUGAGUUGGAGGAAGACCCGGCACUGAAGCCACAGUCGGUUCUGACCCGGGUGAAGAUGUUCGAGAACAAGCGCUCAGCGUCCGUGGACCGAGCCAGAGAGAACGCCGACUCCACACUCAAGUCAGCAGACAUGGUUCCUAAACCCGGUGCUGGCUCUGUGCCCAAAGCCAACUCGCUGAGCAACCUCGACCAAGAGAAGACCUUCAGAGCCCCUGAGCCCCAGCAGCCCCAGUCUAAAGCUGAUGACAUUAUUCGUGCAAACCACUAUGACCCCGAUGAGGAUGAAGAUUACUACAGCAAGCAGCUGUCCUACUUCGACCGUCGCACACUCGAUGGCAAGCCCCCCACGCAGCCGGCGGUGGCCAGCAAGCCCCCCACGCAGCCGGCGGCGGCCAGCAAGCCCCCCACGCAGCCGCAAGUCCAACCAGCGCCCAGCUAUCCAAGGGCGGAGACACUGGAGAAGGUCAGCCCCACUCCCCAAGUGACUCCAGCUGCUCUGCCUAUAGCCCCGCCCCCUACCAUGCCCAAACCUGCUGCAGUGACCCCUCCUCUAGACCCUCGCAGCUCCCCCAAGGUAAAGCCCCCUGUUCGCGAGGACACCGUGCAGAGUUCCUACCUCCCGCAGAAGAGCUUCCCCGAGAAGUCGCCCGUCAACGGCACCGCUGACGCCCCCAAGCCCGCCAGCGUGCCUCUGCCCUCUUCCUACAACCGCUACGUCCCCAAGCCCUACACGGUCUCAGCCAAGCCCUUCGAACGCAAGUUUGACAGCCCCAAGUUCAACCACAAUCUUCUGCCCAGCGAGUCCCAAGCCAAGGCUCCAGCGGUAGGACCUCCCAAAACACAGCAGGCUCUGCCUCCAGAUCAGGACCGGCCCAAGUACCAGCAAAAUAACGUCAACGCCGUUCCCAAGGCCAUUCCCGUCAGCCCUAGCGCUUUGGAGGAUGACGACGAUGAAGAUGUGCACACGGUGGUGGCUACAGCACGGGGCAUCUUCAACUGUAACGGCGGGGUCCUGAGCUCCAUAGAGACGGGUGUGAGCAUCAUUAUUCCGCAGGGGGCGAUCCCCGAGGGUGUGGAGCAGGAGAUUUACUUCAAGGUCUGUCGGGACAAUAGCAUCCUGCCACCCCUUGACAAGGAGAAAGGUGAAACCCUACUAAGUCCACUGGUGAUGUGCGGUCCCCACGGCCUGAAGUUCCUGAAGCCCGUAGAGCUACGCCUCCCUCACUGUGCGUCUAUGACUCCUGAUGGUUGGUCUUUUGCUCUAAAAUCCUCCGCCUCCUCGUCGGGUGACCCCAAGAAUUGGCAGAACAAAUCUCUCCCCGGGGAUCCAAACUACCUAGUAGGAGCCAACUGUGUGUCUGUGCUUAUCGACCAUUUCUGAGGUGGCUGUUGCUGAAUGUGAAUCCCAAGAUGAAAACACACCCUUGCUCUCCAAACACACACACGCACGCACGCACGCGCACUCUGCCAUCGAGAGGAGGAGGUUUGGCAGUAAUAAAUGAAGGAUGGAUGCGUUUUGAUUUUGUUUACUGUAGCCAUGGAGACAUGAAGAAGGAUGAAUUUCUCUGAAGUGCUGUUCCUACUCCUCUUUCUGUUCUUACUCCUCCUUUGUAUGCUUACAAGCUCCUGAGUAAAAUGAGAAAAAUAAACUUUUUUUUUAAUCCUUCAUCAACUGCAUACUCUGUGCCACUGAGAAUAUUCCCACCAUGUUUCACUACUGGUCACCCACCUUCACAAUCUCCAGGCUUCAUUCACAAAUGUCCUACACACUAUAUUAACCUCUGAGCUUUUUUUUUUCUUUACACAACAGUCUACACACUAUUUAGAAUGCUUAUAUAAAGUGGCGUUGCUCAAGUCGAGUUUUGUUUUAUGUCUGGGUUUUUUAGAUGAUAAAAUUCUAGUAUUUAAUUAUUUCUUCAAUUAAUUGAUUUUUUUUGCAAUGGUCUAAAGGUGAGAACUGGUGUCAUGUCUGUCACACCCAUGUGCACGCAGCAAGUGUAGAGGGGAGCUCGACAGGAGGCCAGGAAUGUGAUGCAGGUGGUGUUGGAAAUGGGGGGGAAUGAAGCAGGCCCAGACCCUCCUCCUGAGGGCCAUUUGUUUUAUCCUGAGCUGGUGCCCCUCUUCCUCAGUCAUCAUCGCUGACCGCGAGAGCUGACCUGCUGCUACAUCAGCAGUGGACUCGCGAAGAGUAGUGCACCAAGUGUUCUGCACCGUGGAGGUCUAUGCACGUCAGAGUCGGUGUCCAGUCACCAGCAUUACCCGUUUAGUUCUUUACUCUUCACCUUCCUUCACUGACUCCCCCUCGGUCUCAUGCCUCAUCUACAAAACGCGUUCUCAAAUAACAAGACCUAUUUACUUUUGCUGCUGUUGUUUUUUUGCUAAGUUAUGAAGGUGGAUUUCGGGAGAAUAAAAUGAAGCUCUUCUGCCAUUUUGUCUACCCACUGUACAAGACCUGGGUUACCACCCAAGAACAAUCAAGGCACUAAGUAAACACUUGUUCAGUGUACCUGCUAUACACACACACACGAUUCCUAAUGACACAGAAAGUUGGCUGUAUAUAGAGCUAGCAUGUGGCCUUUGGUUCUUGGUUUGUAAAUGACUUUUUUUAUGUCUUUAUUUUGUAUAAAAUGUGGCAAGAAAAAAUUCUUUAAAAAAAAGAAUGAAUGAAUGAAAUGGAAAUAAUCUUUGUAUUCUGGUUAUACCUUGAGCCCUGGAACUUUUACUUGGUAUUAAUUCCACUUGUUUUGUACCAAUAUAUCAACACUAGCAUCUAAAUAUAAACAUUUUUAACAGUCACCAAAACAACCUUUUUUAUGCUUUAUUUGAAACAAAGGAAAGUGCUUGAUUUUAAAUGCUCUCAGAUAUUUCUUCUGUCUCAUUAUUAGUGUUAUUGGAUGCUGUAUCAUGUGCCCUGAAAUGUAUUUUUCUACUAAUAGAUGAUUUAUUAUGGCACACCAGUGAUUUUUUUUUUUUUCUUUUAGAUAACACAAUUUCAGUUAAAUAUUAGAUCUUCACAUGUGUGACUUUUCCCUUUUCAAUUUUAAGUAUACCACUGUAUUAAUAAAAUCAUUUUUAAAAUAAA
This is a messenger RNA of Electrophorus electricus (electric eel), 7228 nucleotides long. RefSeq names its product tight junction protein 1a (gene tjp1a). Lineage: Eukaryota; Metazoa; Chordata; Actinopteri; Gymnotiformes; Gymnotidae. Gene Ontology annotation, cellular component: bicellular tight junction; plasma membrane. Gene Ontology annotation, biological process: establishment of endothelial intestinal barrier; positive regulation of blood-brain barrier permeability; cell-cell junction organization. Gene Ontology annotation, molecular function: cell adhesion molecule binding. The record is from RefSeq and is a predicted model, not a curated record.